CGCUGGUUGUUGUGGAGAAGUGCUACGUUGGGUGUUUAUAUUACUUAUACAAAGAAAUCUUCCUCAGUCGUGUUGAUAUAUCAAAACGAAGAGAAUUUUGACUCAUAGACUUUCAGACAAAAUGAAGUCGUACCUGGUUGUUUUCCUGCUUCUUGCUUCUUUUAAUACCAUUCAUGGGACUGAAUUUGAUCAUUACGUUUUUGCUCAACAAUGGUCUGGUGUAUUUUGUGAAGUGAACGAUUACUGCCUCCGUAAACUUACAACUCGGAAUACUUGGACAAUUCAUGGUUUAUGGCCUUCAGAUUCAGAUGGCUCAAGCCCACAAUUUUGCCCAAGAGGAGCUCCUUUUGAUUUCAAUAAAAUAAAGAGUAUGGAGAGUCAGUUGAAUGAGAAGUGGCCAAGUUACUCCUCACCAUCUAAAGAAUUUUGGAAGCAUGAGUGGAAGAAGCAUGGUAAAUGUGCCGCAAGGCAAGGAAUGAUGAUUCCAGAGUCUACUUACUUCAAAAAAGCCCUUGAUUUGAACAACCAACUCGACAUUUUCCGAGCUCUGAAGAAAAGUAACAUUGUUCCAUCGUAUGAUAAAUUGUACAAGGUAUCUGACAUAAAACAAGCUUUGGAAAGGGCAUAUGGUGUCACAGUUAACCUGAGUUGCAAGACGAAAGAUAAAAAGGCCUACAUUACUGAAAGUAGGAUUUGCUUGGACUUGAACUUUCGACCAAUCAACUGCCAUAGACCAUAUGGGAACUGUAAGCGAAGUGGCCAAGUGAAAUACCUUCCCAGUGGAAGCCGAAGUAUGCACGCUCUGCAUCUUGGAAGCAUUCAGCCUCUUCUUUUUGCACUUCUUUUUCUUCUUGUCCCUUUCUGGCUAUCAUGAGCUAUCAGGAUGUAACGAUGUCUGGCAACCAAACGAUAGUCUUUAAAUUAAUAUAUUAUUUUUUCAAUGUUUCAUCUUUCAGUUUGCAUUUCUAGCGAGAGAUUUAAUCGUUGCAGUCCAAUGACUGAAACAGGUUAUCUUGUGCUUUAAGCAUUUCAUGACAAUACUUAAUAUAAAAUAUAUCUUUGUUCUUUGUGCUUCUAAUAAUUUCGAAAAUAGUCAAGAAUUUGGUUGUAUUUAAUAUAAUAAUUAACUUUUAUUUGAUUUCUAUAUUAAAUUAGUGUUAGCUAAUGUUUGGAGCAUAACAUAAGGAAAGAUUCUUGCAUAAAAUUCUAAUGGAGAACUUAAUUUAAGCCUGGAAAUAUACUUAAUAUUUAAAUUAGGUAUAUUUCCAGAUUAAUUUAAAUCUGGAUACUAAGGAAAUUGAUGCUUUUUAUAUCAAAGAACCAGAAAUUGUCUCAAGUGAUUUGGUUUGAUUAGCAAAUUUGCUCACAUUCGUUAUCUUUUCUUAAUUACAUGUCUUUUAUUUGAGCUCCGGCAGAGUUCAAUUAAUUCCAGCUAAAGUUUGAAAAAAAUUUUUUUAAAUAAAUAUAUAAAUAAAUAAAAAAAGAAGCAAUGCUCCCCGUGACCUUUGCAGUUUGUUGCCGUGUAAGAACUAUGUAAACAAAUUCUGUAAAUGGAUAUUGGUCAUGUGACAAAUUCUGUAAAUGUGGAAACAUUGUGAAUAAAGCAUUUUCAAUUAAUUAUACA
This is a messenger RNA of Octopus sinensis (East Asian common octopus), 1624 nucleotides long. Its product is annotated as ribonuclease DdI. The record is from RefSeq and is a predicted model, not a curated record. The transcript is spliced from 10 exons. Lineage: Eukaryota; Metazoa; Mollusca; Cephalopoda; Octopoda; Octopodidae. Gene Ontology annotation, molecular function: ribonuclease T2 activity; RNA binding. Gene Ontology annotation, cellular component: extracellular region. Gene Ontology annotation, biological process: RNA catabolic process. Bases 122 to 874 code for a protein of 250 amino acids.